Moneuplotes crassus is the source of this 1346-nucleotide messenger RNA. Lineage: Eukaryota; Ciliophora; Spirotrichea; Euplotida; Euplotidae. The record is from the annotation of a GenBank genome assembly.
AUGAAAGAGAUAGUUUCAUUGAACAUCGGAAGAGCAGGUAUCCGAGUUGGGGAUGAAAUCACCCAGACUUUUAAACAAGAGCAUGAUUACUACCAUAAUUCUCCAGAGGCUGAUUAUACAGAUGGUUUUUCAACCUUCUUUGGGUAUAAUGAAGAGGAGAAAUCUUACCAGCCCAGAUCCUUGUUGAUAGACUUCGAGCCAGAGACCCUCGAUACUCUAAAAAGGUCAAAGUCAGGCGGAAUGUACUCUGAGUCUAACUUUUGAGAGUUUCAGGAUGAAGAGGUGUGAAAUUACGCAAGAGGGUAUUAUACAGUUGGAGAAGAAGUAAUUGGUCAAUGAAUGGAUAGAAUUCAGAAAAUAGCUGAAGAUUGUGAUUCUUUGCAAGGAUUUAUGGGUGUAGCUAGCCUUGCAGGAGGCACUGGCUCGGGCUUUGGAGCUCGAGUUUUGGAAGGGGUGAAGGAUGAGUUUAAAUCAAAGGAGAGGUUGUGGAUUCCUAUUUUCCCAGAAUCAUGGCUUCAUACAUCAGCUAUGUCUUCUUAUGAUUGAGUGCUAGGGAAUGAAGCAGUCAGGGAAAAUGCUAACAUUGUCAUUCCAUUUGAUAGUAGAGUUGAUUUAGCAGGUGGUUUGGAUGAAUGGAAACUGUAUGAUAAGGAGUUUUGCUCUAUUAAUAAGAGCAUUGCUCAAGUGGUAUCUUAUAUAACUUGAAGCAUGAGAUUUGGAGAAGGUUUAUUCUGAAAUUUAAAAGAUAUCAGCAAAAUUUUAAUCAAUAAUUCAGAUCUAAAGUACUUAUCAGGUGCACACUCUUCGAAAAUAGUUAAAGCUGAUAAAGAAAAUGAGACUAAUCCAACAGAAAUGCUUCUAAAUUGUCUUGAAACUCCUUUUCAAAUGAUAAAGUGUGAUCCAAGAAUCCAUUUGAAGAUACGAAGUUGCGCAAUUUUUCGAAAUGACGCAACAUUGGAAGAUAUCAAUAGCGCAAUUGAGAUAAUUAAUGAAAAAUCUAAUAUGUCUCAGGACUGGUUCUCAGAUAGCUUCCAAUGGUGUCAGAAUAAACUAAUGCCGAUAUAUAAUAACGAAGAAGGGAUUCAUCAGCAAUCAGGAUGUCUUACUCUCUCUAAUUCAGCCUCAGUGGUAGAGUUAUUUGAUUAUAUUGGUGUAAAGUUUGAUCAUUUAUUCUCAGAGAGCAUUAAAUGUUAUUUUCAUCAUUAUCAAGCUGAAGGAAUGGAGCUGGAGCAAUUUGAGGAAGCAAGAGCUAAUCUGAAGGAUUUAGAAGUCAUGUAUGAGCAGAUGGAAAUUAGUCCGAAUUCUUAAAUUUUUAUAAACGGAAUAAAUAAAAAAAGUAAGAUAUA